AUGCUGCGGUCUGUAGGGUUGUAUGGGAGAGGGUUGAAGGCACCUUCUAUGUAUGAGUUGGGAACAUGGAUUUUAAAGGAGCUGCUAAACACAGAGCGUAGCAUUGAGGUGAUUAAAAGGACAUGGAAUGAGACUGGAGUAACCAUUAUGUCAGAUGGAUGGUCUGACAUAAAGAGCAGGAGCUUGAUUAACAUUCUUGUGAACAAUCCCUACGGCACAGUGUUUUUACGAUCGGUUGAAGCUUUAGAUGAGGUGAAAAAUGCUACAUUCAUUUUCAAUUUACUUGAUGGUGGUGGGGAGCAAUUGGUUGUCCAGGUAGUGACUGAUAAUGCCAGUGCAUACAAAGCAGCUGGUCAGAUGUUGAUGGAGAAGAGGACACACCUAUAUUGGACCCCCUAUACAGCACAUUGUAUCGAUCUUAUUUUGGAGGAUCUUGGUGACUUACCUCAGCACAAGAGUGCUCUUUCUAGGGCGAAGAAGAUUACAAAGUUCAUCUACAAUCACUCUUGGGUUUGCCACAUCUUAUUUGACACUGUAGAGCUUGAUAGAGGUGAGGGGAAGAAAAGUGAGGGGAAGGAAAUAAGAAAGAUAAUUCUGAAUGAUAAAUUUUGGGCUACUGUGACCUAUGCCAUUUUGAGCACGAGACCCUUAGUGCAAGUACUGCGAUUAGUGGAUGCAGAGAAGAAACCAGCUAUGGGUUUUAUUUAUAAUGCUAUGGAUAAGGCCAAGGAGUUGAUUGCAUACAACUUGGGAGGAGAGGAGGCAAGUUCUAGGGAGAUUUGGGAUAUCAUUGAUGCUCGGUGGGAGGUGCAGUUACACCAUCAUCUACAUGCAGCGGCAUAUUAUCUCAAUCCUCAAUUUCAAUAUUCAGAGAAGAAAUCUUCAAAUCCUGAGGUGAAGCUUGAUCUAUAUCAUUGUAUGGAAAGACUAAUACCGGAGCAGGCAGAUAGGGAGCUUGCAGAUUUACAACUUGUUCUAUUCCGGAAUAAAUAG
Messenger RNA from Dendrobium catenatum, 993 nucleotides. RefSeq lists its product as uncharacterized. The record is from RefSeq and is a predicted model, not a curated record. NCBI's taxonomy places the organism in Eukaryota, Viridiplantae, Streptophyta, Magnoliopsida, Asparagales, Orchidaceae. The transcript has 3 exons. Bases 1 to 993 code for a protein of 330 amino acids.